This is a messenger RNA of Entamoeba dispar SAW760, 981 nucleotides long. RefSeq lists its product as uncharacterized. Gene Ontology annotation, molecular function: sphingomyelin synthase activity; ceramide cholinephosphotransferase activity. Lineage: Eukaryota; Evosea; Mastigamoebida; Endamoebidae. Gene Ontology annotation, cellular component: Golgi membrane; endoplasmic reticulum membrane. The coding region runs from base 1 to 981 and encodes 326 amino acids. The record is from RefSeq and is a predicted model, not a curated record. The transcript has a single exon. Gene Ontology annotation, biological process: ceramide biosynthetic process.
AUGAGUCAAUCUUUCCUUGAUUCAAAUAAUCAAAUAUCAAUAUUAAUUCCUUUCAAUGACCCAGAGACAAAAGGGUGUUAUAGUAUAAUUGACACUGGAGAUGAUAUUAUUUCGUCCUUUAAAAAAUUAAUCAAACAUCCAAUCUCAUCUAUCCUUGACUUUUUAACUUCAGGACUUCUUUGGAGUUUUCUUUAUUUGAUCAUUUCUCUCUUUAUCAAUGCACUGUUUCAAGCAAUAACAGAUGACUACUACAUUCGUUGGUUAUCAAACCACCAAGAAAUUCCAAAGUCAUAUACUCUUCCUGAUAUAGGAAGUGAUCUUCUUCCCUUUAUUGAUAUACCCUAUCUGCCUUCUUAUGUAUUGGUUGGUGUCUUAGUAAUCACUUUCUUAAGAUUCUUCUUCACCCCAUAUCGUACAAUUGUUCUUAAAAGAUUUUGUUUUCUUCAAGGUACAAUAUUUAUUCUUCGUUCCUUGAGUGUAUUUGGAACAUACCUUCCUUCUCCAGUUCCAUGCACAACCUACAACAAACAACCUCUUUUCAUUUAUGCAAUGAAAAUAUUUUCUGGAACUCGUUCAUGCCAUGACCUAAUGUUUUGUCCUCAUACCGCUGCACUAUUCUUUUGUUCAAUGUUUUGGUAUCAUUACAUAGAAAAAGCUCCAUUAAUAAAUUUUAAAUGGUGUUAUAAAGUUAGCCCUUCUGUUAAUGAAUAUGGUUAUCCACUUCGUUUUACAAUAGAAAAGGGUGUUAUUUGUAUUAUCACUGCUAUUGCCUCAUUACUAUUUGUUAUGUGUAAAAGACAUUAUACCUUUGAUAUCUACAUUGCCGCUAUUAUUUCAGUACUUUUGUUUAAAUUAUAUCAUCACUAUAUUCUCCAUAUCAAUACUAGAAUGAAUUGGUUCAAUGCUUUCUUACGAUGGUUCGAAGAUGGAUCUCCAGAUAUUCCUGAACUUGGACUGCAACAAGUAGAUCAUGAUAAUUAG